ACGGCACUACCUGAGGUGCUUCUGACACUCGACGUAUAAAGGGCGCACUUGAGACCCGUCAAGCCUGCUUGGCCAAGCUGCUAGCGCUGGAGCUGCUACCCUGGAUCCCUUCACAAGGCUGAUAUGUAAUCCCUGACCUCAGCUCGCGUCGGCAAUGCCGCCUGCAAGACCGAAGGCAAGGCGGGCUGUGGCCGUCGAUCUGGUUAUGUUCCGAGCACUAGUAACGUUCUAUUCCCAAAGUGGCAUAACUAUGUUGAUCCCGCCUGCUGGGCCAUCAGCAAUCCCUGCAAAUACGAGCUGCUCCAGUCCGCCAAGGCUUCAAACCUUCUCACCACUGCCUGGUCCGCACACCGGGACGACUCUCGCAGCAUACAGAGGAUGCAAGGGCCCUUACGCCGCAUUAUCGUCCGCUUUACAACCCACAUCUCUGCCUAGUGCAUCUUUGGGUUAUAGUCAUGGCCACGUUGACGGCCACGAACGCCCAUUGUUACCAGUACCAAAAGAGGUAUAUCAACGUCAACAUUUGAGCCGUGGACCAGGAACAGGCACUGUGCCACGCGAAUGCCUGGACGAUGUCAAGCGAGUCAAGAUCACGCGCGUAUGA
Messenger RNA from Didymella exigua CBS 183.55, 604 nucleotides. RefSeq lists its product as uncharacterized. The transcript has 3 exons. The coding region runs from base 155 to 604 and encodes 149 amino acids. Lineage: Eukaryota; Fungi; Ascomycota; Dothideomycetes; Pleosporales; Didymellaceae. The record is from RefSeq and is a predicted model, not a curated record.